AAAGAAACAGCUGCUCCAUUGUUAAUAUUGUUAAAGCAACUAAGUCUGAAGGCCCUGGACAGAUUGUAUAAAGAUGGCAGCAUGAAAAAACGAAAUCUGACAUGAAAUCCCCUCCUCUGACGUAGUUAGUCAGUCAACCAAACUGUUUUUGCCUUCUCUCCUGUUCUUAAAUAUUAAAAGCCCUCCCCAGAACGCCCUGCUGAGAUUUGUUAGCAUCUUACUGCAAAAUGAGGUUGUGCAAGUGAGCCUAAUGUUAUCUAUUAUUGUGUGCGCUCUGUGUGGGAGAGUGGCAGACUAUAUGUUUAUAGACAUAACAUGUUUGUGGCCCAUAAAGGCAAAGUAAAGACUCAUUAUUGAGCCGGUGAUAAGCAGUAGCCUACACACAUCGUUAAAGUCCAUCUGCUGCUCAUAAUUGGUGAGGGGAUUGCUGCUUUGUAAGUAUCUGUCAUUCAAUACAGAAUAUUGUUAUUUUAUCUAUUUUAACACCAUGUCUCCUUUUCCAGCACACAGAGAAAAGCCAUCUAUAAACUUUUAUCAAUGCCGUUGAAGAAGACAGAUUCCUGGUGUGGCUGUCCAUCCCCGGACACGACUCGCUUCGCCCUCCUCGGCGUGCUCAUUGCCCUUUACAUGCUGGCUGGCGCCGUCUUAUUUUCUUCUUUGGAGAGAUCAGCAGAAAUGUUGAGCCACCAGCUUUGGGAGAAGAGGCUAAGGGACUUCACCGGCGAGCACAAUAUCAGUUACCAGGAUCUAAAUUCCCUUCUGCGCCACUACGAGGAGGCCAGGACGGCGGGCAUCCGUGCAGAACGAGGCAGAGCCCUGUGGGACAUCCCGGGAGCUUUCUACUUUGUGGGGACUGUGGUGUCCACCAUUGGAUUUGGAAUGACGGCCCCAUCCACGACAGCAGGGAAGGUCUUGCUUGUUUUCUACGGCUUGUUCGGCUGCUCGGCCGCCGUGCUCUUUUUCAACCUCUUCCUGGAGCGAGUCGUCACGCUGCUGAGCCUCCUGUUAAACCGGUGCCACUCCAAGACCUUCCAACACAACCGACUGGAGGCAAGAGUCGGCGGAGUUGGCCCCGAGAAAGACGAAUGGAAGCCGUCCACCUACCAAGUGACUCUGAUCCUAUUCGCUGUCGUCAUGGCCGUCGCCUGCAGCGCUGCCUCUCUCUACUCGGCCAUGGAGGGCUGGACUUACUCGGAGUCGCUCUACUUCUGCUUUGUGGCCUUCAGCACAGUGGGCUUCGGAGACUUUGUGAGCGACCAGAGGAAGCAACAUGAGGAGAUCCGAGCCUACCAGGUGGCAAACUGCGUCCUGAUGCUGCUGGGUGUGUGCUGCACGUACUCUCUCUUUAACACGAUCUCCACGAUGGUCGGACAAGGACUGGACUGCAUGAUGGCGACACUAGCUAGGAUGUGUGGUCCUUUCUGCCUUUGCAAGCUGAGACUUAGCUGUCUGUCUGACUGUGGAUCACCUACAUGCUGUCCUCGUGUUCCUGAUGCAAGUGAUGAAUGCCACUGUGAUGGAGCAAAAGUGGAAACCAUGUAGACCUGAGACCAGUGAUCCUCAAACGCCUAAGAAUCACUUAAUUUAGUCGGUGCAUGUGACCUCGGGGAACAUGUUUUUUUUUUGCCGUAUCAGAAUAUGAUGAAGCGUAUGUAGCACUUGGCUUCACCGUAACUACGAUGGGAGACGGGAAAAGACUGGUGUGUUGUUUCCUUUAAAGGCCUACUGAAACCCACUACUACCGACCACGCAGUCUGAUAGUUUAUAUAUCAAUGAUGAAAUCUUAACAUUGCAACAACACAUGCCAAUACGGCCGGGUUAACUUAUAAAGUGCAAUUUUAAAUUUCCCGCUAAACUUCUGGUUGAAAACGUCUAUGUAUGAUGACGUAUGCGCGUGACGUCAAUAGUUAAAUGGAAGUAUUCGGACACCAUUGAAUCCAAUACAA
Messenger RNA from Entelurus aequoreus (snake pipefish), 1946 nucleotides. RefSeq names its product potassium channel subfamily K member 13 (gene kcnk20). The coding region runs from base 538 to 1542 and encodes 334 amino acids. Gene Ontology annotation, biological process: stabilization of membrane potential; potassium ion transmembrane transport. Gene Ontology annotation, cellular component: membrane. The record is from RefSeq and is a predicted model, not a curated record. Gene Ontology annotation, molecular function: potassium ion leak channel activity. NCBI's taxonomy places the organism in Eukaryota, Metazoa, Chordata, Actinopteri, Syngnathiformes, Syngnathidae. The transcript is spliced from 2 exons.